AUGCUAAUCGUGAAUCCUAAUAAACCCCUGUUUCCCUCUUUUUCUCUCCUCCCAUUCGUCCCACACCCUCUUGCCUCGCUGCUCCCCCGAUCCACCCCCCCGCUUCCUCCGCUUCCUCCCCGCUUCUACUCCCUUCCGCAAGCAGCCUCCAAGAAGCGCAGAGCCCCCUUCCCGCCCCCCCAGUCCAUUCCGCAAGCCGACGUCGACCGCCUCUUGCAAUGGCUCUCCGCGCCCCCCAUGGGCAGCAGCGCCGCUUCCGCCUCCGCCAACUCCGCUAAUUCCGCCUAUGUCGCCGGUUCCGCGGGUUCCGCCGCCGGUUUCAGCACGCUGACAAGUUUAAACGGGAAUCUGGGGAGUGGGAGUAGCGGGGAUGAUAAUAUCGAGGAUUUCGAGAAGGAGGAGGAUGAGGAGAUACGGAGAUCGUGGAUGGAGUGGCCAGGAUCGCAACCCAGCAAGAACAACGUCAGCAGUGCCACGUCAGCUGCCGACAUAAGGAGACAGCUACUAGGCACGUCGUGCGACUACCGGCAAGGCAAGUGGGCGUACGUGAAGGGGUAUAAGCCCGCGUAUAGCGGCGACUGCAAGUACAUCCGCUCGGGCUUUAACUGCCAGCGCAACGGGCGCAAGAACAUGAACUUUAUGAGCUAUCGCUGGAAGCCCGCCAGCUGCGCACUCCCGCGCUUCUCGGCCACCACGUUUCUGUCGCUGCUGAAAAACAAGAUCAUCGCGUUCAUAGGCGACUCGAUCUCGCGCAACUUCCAGCAGUCCAUCUCGUGCCUGAUCGCAGCGCAAGUCGCGGUGGAGGACUGGACGGGCCACCUGGGCCCGGACUCGGUGAUCGGGCUUAAGAUCCCCUCGCACAACGUGCGCAUCCUCGCCUUCAUGACGCCCUUCCUCGUGCGCUACACCAACGAGCCCUGGGCCUUCGAGCUCUACGGGCUCAAACCCCCUACAAAUCAGCUGAUCAAGGGCGGGAAUGGCGCCGGGCAGUCGUAUGUGAUCUGGACGGACGUUCUGGAUUCGGCGUGGACGGUGCUGUUUCGGCAGCUGGAUGUGGUGGUGUUCAUGUCGGGGCAUUGGUUUCUCCAGGCGCAGGGGAACACGGAUGUGCGCGCGCUGCAGUUUGUGACGAACAACAAGCCCGUGAAUCUCAACGGCCAGGAUGCGUACCGCGCUGUCAUCAACAGGGUGAAGAAGUUUCUGAAUGUAGAGGCAAAGUUCAAGGGUAUACCCAUGUGGCUCACCUACAGUCCGUCCCACUACCGCUCCUCCACCUACCCCCCUUCCUGCCCGGACUCCAAGCCACUCUCUUCCGUCUCCCUAGACCAAGCAGCCACCCAAUUCCGCAGCAUAGAGCUGGAAAUGCUUCAAAAGACGCGGUUCAGCGUGCUCGACUUGACGUCCAUGUCGGGGUAUAGGCCGGACGGGCACGUGCAGAUGUACUAUGGGCCGGUGAAGAACAGUAAGACCAAGUGGGACUGCUUGCACUGGUGCCUGCCAGGUGUUCCGGACGCUUGGAGCGAUGUGCUGCAGCUGGUGCUGCAGUCACGGCUGAAGUGA
Molecule: messenger RNA, 1560 nt
Organism: Closterium sp. NIES-65
Lineage: Eukaryota; Viridiplantae; Streptophyta; Zygnematophyceae; Desmidiales; Closteriaceae
Source: the annotation of a GenBank genome assembly